Cuscuta campestris is the source of this 617-nucleotide messenger RNA. The record is from the annotation of a GenBank genome assembly. NCBI's taxonomy places the organism in Eukaryota, Viridiplantae, Streptophyta, Magnoliopsida, Solanales, Convolvulaceae.
CACAAAUCUUCCGUCUCCUUUCUUCCUCGCCGUCUCAUCUCUCGCCCAAACGAUUUCUUCUGUCUUCUCCUUCAACGCCGUCUACCGCCUUUUGGUCCUCUCCGGCUCUCCCUUUCUUCAUCACCGUCUUCACCGUCCAUGUCUCCUCUCCAUCCUUUGUCGCUGUCUCGCCCACAACUCGCGCUUCCUCUCCCUCAUAUGAUUCUGCAUUUUGAUUUUGUUCCACUAGUUUUCCCCUUUGAUACUGCGAUCUACCUUCAAAUCCCAGCCGCAAUAAUGGACGAUGAGCAAUUGGAAGUUUCUUGUGGGAUUAUGCUUUGCUGCUUCACGGCCACAAUAUUGCUAUCAAGGAGAGCUAUCCUGAUGCUUCAUUGGAACGCUGUUGCCCCUUCAAAAUUUGUGAUUCCUGCGGCUACUGUAUCCAAGACUACUAGGAAGGAAAUAAUGAAGGACUGGGCCCUAUCUCCUGAACUGGUCUCCACGAGAGGUUCUUGCUGUGAAUUAAACUUCAAGAGGAAUAAGACAAUUCUUGGGUUGUACUCGUAGCUAUCUUUUGGUAGUUAGUACUUAGUUGGUUUCGUUUAUUUUACCUCGCUGGAUUGGCUUUUUGUUGGGGU